Rosa rugosa (rugosa rose) is the source of this 348-nucleotide messenger RNA. RefSeq names its product transcription initiation factor IIA subunit 2-like. Lineage: Eukaryota; Viridiplantae; Streptophyta; Magnoliopsida; Rosales; Rosaceae. The coding region runs from base 1 to 348 and encodes 115 amino acids. Gene Ontology annotation, cellular component: transcription factor TFIIA complex. Gene Ontology annotation, biological process: transcription initiation at RNA polymerase II promoter; RNA polymerase II preinitiation complex assembly. Gene Ontology annotation, molecular function: TBP-class protein binding; RNA polymerase II general transcription initiation factor activity. The record is from RefSeq and is a predicted model, not a curated record. The transcript has a single exon.
AUGGCGACCCUUUACAGAAGCUCGGGGAUCGGAAAAUGUCUGGUUGAGACUUUGGAAGAGAUGCUUGAGAACGGAACUCUCACCGCCGAACUUGCCUUUCAGGUUCUGCUCCAAUUCGACGCGUCUAUGGCUCAAGCUUUCAGAACCCGAGUGAAAAACAAAGUCUCCAUCAAGGGACAUCUGCAUACCUACAAUUUCUGCAACCAUGUUUGGAACUUCUCCGUACACGAUGCUGUGGUCAGAUACCAGAAUAAUAUUGGCGCCACCGUCGAGGAGAACGUUGACCGCCUUAAAAUAGUGGCCUGUGACCCAAAAAGCCCUGCCGACCUUGUAAUAUCAAGCUCAUGA